AGUCACGCCUGAAUGAGGUGUUCUCUCUUCAACACGGCUGGGACUCUGCGCUUUCUUCGCGCUCACGUCAUUGCUAUGAUGGUUUGACCGAGCCGAAUCGCCACCAUUCGGGAGGCCGCAAUAAACGAUUCAGGACCGACCGUGACCGGCUGCAGUGGCGAGGAGGCCCCCAGUGACAGAACAGCACGUGCUGUAGCGAGGCAAAUCCACUGCGCUCUGCAUCGAUCAGCGUCCUACGCGGCCAUCGUCGCUGUGGUCUGUCGUGAUCAUGUGCUGCCGACGGCUUGACGGUGGUGGUGACGGCCGGCUCUAGACCCCAUGGCCGCGCACCGUUGGGCGCUGCGUCUGCUGGCCAUGAGCCUGGCGACCAGCGUCGCCGCCGACUGCCCGGCCGUCUGCGAGUGCCGAUGGAAGGGCGGCAAGCAGACGGUGGAGUGCGCUGACGAGGGUCUGCUCACCAUCCCCGGCCACAUGGACGCGUCGACGCAGGUGCUGGACGUGUCCGGCAACAACAUCCAGAUCGUGCCCGUGCAGAAGUUCCAGCGCAUGGGCUUGACGAACCUUCAGCGCGUCUACAUGGCGCGCUGCAAGAUCGAAGAAGUGGACGACCACGCGCUGCUCGGCCUCACCAACCUGGUGGAGCUGGACCUCAGCGACAACUUCCUGACCGCCGUGCCGGGUCGCACGUUCAGCGACACGCCGUCGCUGAUGCGACUCUCGCUGAGCGGCAACCCGAUCCGGCGGCUGUCGCGCGCAAGCUUCGCCAGCCUCAAGGAGCUGACCACGCUGGAGCUGUCGCGCUGUGAGCUGGACACCAUCGAGCCGGGCGUGUUCGCCGCGCUGGGGCGUCUCGAGUGGCUGCGGCUCGACGGCAACCGGCUGACGCAGCUCGACGCUGAGGGUCUCUCGCUAGACCUGCACGGCGUCGACCUGCAUGACAACCCGUGGCAAUGCGACUGCCAUCUCCGCAGCCUGCGCCGCUGGCUGGUGCUGUACCGAGUGCCGCCAGCAGUGGCACCGCAGUGCGCCGCGCCGCCUCGCCUCGCCGGCCGCGUCAUUCGCGACGCCGCCGAGCGCCAGCUGGCCUGCCUGCCGGACGUGUCACCGCCGUCUAUGGAGCUCAAGGUGCCCGAGGACCAUAACGUGACGCUGAACUGCCGCGUGCGGGCCGAGCCGCCGGCCAACGUCACCUGGUCCUUCAACGGCCAGCCCCUGGGAGACAGCGGUGCUCUUUUCUACCGGCCGUACAGCAUCAGCGAGUACAGCGAGGACGGCGGCCGCCUGCGCCGCAGCCAGCUGCUGGUCGUCAACGCCACCGACGCCGACCAGGGCGUGUUCCGCUGCAGUGCCUCCAACGAGGCCGGCGUCUCCGACUCCAACUACACGCUGCGAGUGCUGCUGCCACCGGGCAGCAGCAGCAGCGAGUCGGCGCCGCCAGCGCGAGCCAGCUACGUGGCCGCCGUCGGUGCGUCACUGAUAUUCCUCGUCGUGUUGCUCGUGAUCCUGGGCUACCCGGCCGAGUUCGGGCUGCCGCGUGGCGGCACCAUGGGUCGCAGCCGCUCCUACCAUCAGCAGCUAGGCGGGGCCGGCGACGGCAUCUGGCGCAUACCGCAGCCUGCCGCGCCGCCGACACCGGCCCGACUCCAGCGCGCAGUGACGCGGCGGCGGCGGGGUGACCCCAACACUAGCGGGCUGCCGGACGGGCUUCCUCCCCCGCCGCCGCCGCCGCCGCCGCCCGCCUGCGGGCCCGUCAACAAAUUCAGUGACCACGUGACAGCGGCCCACUCGAGCCUGCACGAAAGUCCUGACGAGGGCUACGAGGAGUCGGCUGCAGACGGCACGGAAGUAUAG
Molecule: messenger RNA, 1851 nt
Organism: Pollicipes pollicipes
Lineage: Eukaryota; Metazoa; Arthropoda; Thecostraca; Pollicipedomorpha; Pollicipedidae
Product: leucine-rich repeat and fibronectin type-III domain-containing protein 4
Exons: 4
Coding region: 319-1851 (510 amino acids)
Molecular function (GO): protein binding
Source: RefSeq, a predicted model, not a curated record